GCGAGGUUAGACCGCAGCCAUAUAAAAGCCGCCCUUCUGCAGCCAUCCCUGCACUCCCAACAGCCCCUAGCCAGCGUCCAAAUAUGGCCUCUCCCCCACGCAGCCCAACAGCCCCUCGCUCCUCGCCGACCCGCACCGCGCCGCCCGGCUUCCUUGUGCCACCCAAACCGCGUAACACCCCGAUCGCACGAAUGACAGUCCGCGAGCUGCGUGACGCCCGCGCGCGCAAUGCUCGCAUGCUCGCAGAGCCGACAGCCUCCACCUCCGCGUACGCGCGCCGGGUCGCGGCGGAGCAGGCCCAGAUCGAAUCGCGCCUGGUUGAGCUCGUGGGCAUCGACGAAAUCCAGAACCAGCUGGAGGGCACUCGAUUGAGCGAUCCGGACGCGCAGAUGAACGUAGACGUCGCUUCUCCGCCUCUCCCACAAUACAAAGCCAUCUCCGCCAAACAAAGAGCACUGGCCAAAUUUGCAUCUCAUGCUUCACAUCAGAAUGGUCCAAGCAGCGGAUUGUCCUUCCAGGAGGCUAUUCAGAUCGAACAAGAAGCACACAUGGCUGAUCUCAAGAGACAAGAGGAGCUUGCCGAGAAGAGACGGCGACAAGGUUACAUUGACGACGGCGAACAGUUAACACGAGCGGAGAGAGAAGCCCGCAUGUGGGCAUUCAUGAACCACAAACCGACAGACUCAGACUUGGAGGACGACGACUACGAUGAAGACGACGACGACCCGGCUACAUGGUUUGUGGAUGACCAGGACGACGGUCGUAAAGGCCAAGACAUCGUCGAGCCGGAUGUUGACGACUACUCGAGCAUCAUUCGCAUCGACGAGAGCAGGAUACCCUGGUCGAUACCACGUGAAGAAUGAAAUUGUCAUUAUCGAGUCGUAAUUCCGCAGGGCAGCAGUGUAGUAAUGGUGUAACAGUGUGGGAUCCAUCCAUAAUCAUGACAGCACCAUAAGGGACGUAACGUGUCGAAGAGCAUGAAGAGCGUAACGGGAGCACCAGGUAUCUACCAAACACCCUUAGCGAGCGUGAAUAGGACAGCUCCGACCUCGCUGUAACCAAGACGAUAGACAAGCUAGGAUGUU
This is a messenger RNA of Fomitopsis serialis, 1085 nucleotides long. RefSeq lists its product as uncharacterized. Bases 84 to 863 code for a protein of 259 amino acids. Lineage: Eukaryota; Fungi; Basidiomycota; Agaricomycetes; Polyporales; Fomitopsidaceae. The transcript has 4 exons. The record is from RefSeq and is a predicted model, not a curated record.